AUGAGCAGCACCGAGGAUGGAGAAAAGAUCCAGAUGGACCGUCAGGAUUGGCCCUGCGAUUACAAGACGUUGGCACCAGAGACGUCGGCUAACAAUGAAGAGAAGCCGCGGGAAUUGCAUUCCGUGGAGUUCAUACUCAAAGGGAAGGAGGUCCCUCCGUGGCAGAGACAGCUUACAUUGAGAGCUCUAGUUGUGAGCUGUGCCAUGGGAGCUUUCUGGACCAUUUAUAUCCUGAAGAUGGACCUGAUAUUAAACUUCAUCCCUCCCGUGAAUCUCUUCGGCGGAGCCUUCAGUUUCGUCUUCAUAUCUAUGUGGACGAAGCUGCUAAAUGCAACCGGCUUGUUGAGUCAGCCGUUCACGAGGCAAGAGAAUACCGUCGUUCAAACGUGCGUCGAUUCCAUCGUCAGCAUCGCUUUGAGUGGAGGCUUUUCGAGCUAUCUUUUCGCCAUGAGCGACACUGUCGCAAAGCAAAGUCCAGGACCAGUCGAUCCAUAUGAUAUCAAGAAUCCCAGCUUGGGGUGGAUGAUACUGUUUCUCUUUCUCACUAGCUCCGCCGGUCUAUUAUCUAUAUUGCCUCUUCGAAGGUUCAUGCUCAUUGACAAGAAGUUGACAUACCCAACUGGAUAUGCAACAGGUAAUAUAAUAAAUAGCUUCCACACUCCUCAGAUAGGCAAAUUGAAUGGCAGCUUCAAUUUCGCCUUCCAUUCAUCAUAUAUUGGUGUUGGAAUGAUGUCCCCCUUCGUGAUAACCUAUUCCCAAUUGCUUGGUGCAAUUCUCGCCUCGGGUAUAUUGUGGCCUUACAUAGACACCAAGAAGGGUGACUGGUAUCCUGCAGAUGCCACUGCCAGAAGGCUCAGCGGCCCCCGAGCUUAUCGGGUCUACUUUAGCCUCGCCAUCAUAACUGGCGAUGCGGUCUACAACAUGAUAAAGUUCAUCGUCAUCGGGUUGUUCAAGAAUAAGAAAAUCAGCAAUGCCGCCGGUUCGCCUUUCGCCGAGGAUCCCUUCCAUGAGAAGUCACCUGUCUCCUAUGAUGAAGAGGUCAGAACAAAGGCCUUCCUCGAGGACCUAAUCCCGAACGAAGUGGCUGUCGGCGGCUACGUGGCCAUCGCCAGCAUAUCCACCGCGGUCUUCCCUUUCAUCUUCCCUCCUCUCAAAUGGUACUACAUCUUGAUCAUAUACCUGAUCGCCCCAAUCCUGGGGUUCUGCAAGGCGUACGCCGCCGGCUUAACCGACAUGUCCAUAACGUCAAACCUGGGGAAGCUGGCCAUCUUCACCUUCGCCUCAUGGGCCGGGAAGGCCCGGGGCAGUGUCCUGGUCGGGCUCGCAGCAUGCGGGGUUAUCAUGAACUCGGUGGACGGGGCUUCUGACGUGAUGGAGAGCUUCAAAGUUGGGUACAUGACACUUUCUUCCCCCAAAUCCCUCUUGCUGAGCAAACUGAUCGGGACUUUGAUGGGGUGUGUGAUCUCCCCGUCCAUCUUCCUGUACCUCAGGAGCCACAACCCCGGGUUCGGGACGCCGCAAUCCCGGUUCUCGGCUGCUUGGUCUGGCAGCUUCCGAGAAGCCGCCACGCACGCGACAGGCGGGUUCUCGACGCUGCCGAAGCACUGCCUCGAGCUCUCCCUGGCCUUCUUCCUCGCGGCCAUUCUCGUCGACCUGCUCAGGGAUUCGAUGCCGAAGAAGUGGAGGAACGUGAUACCGAUCCCUGUGGCGUUCGCCGUGCCGUUCUACAUCGGAGCUUACAUCACCGUGGACAUGUGCGUCGGGUACCUGAUCUUCUACAUCUGGAGGGGGAAGAACAAGGUCCAAGCAGAGACGUUCGCGCCCCUUGUCGGGUCUGCUUUCAUAUUCGCAGAUGGGCUGUGGCUGUUCCCCGUCUCUGUGCUCAAUAUGAAGAAGAUAACUGCGCCAAUGUGCAUGAGAUUUUGGCCCAAGCAGAUGGAUUCUCAAGUAGAAACUUGCCUCAACAGUGACAGCCUCAUGUCUCUCUCUUCCCAUUUUCCCAUCGGAGUCAGGUCAUCGAUCUCCAACCCGCGAUUUCAGCCAGCCGGAGAUGCACUCGCGCCAAUGCUGCUCGUGCGAGGAUUAGUUGCAGGCUUGGCAAGGGCGAUGAUCAAGUAUGCUAAGAAAGCAGAAGGAUUAGUUGACAGGGUAGACAAUGUCGGAACAGGCGGCUAUGGCGCUAGCACUGUCAAACAUGUCGACCAGUGCUUCUACACUUGCUGCAGCUUGCGGUGUAACAGAGUUGCGAAGGUGACAUUGAUCUCCGCAUGA
Messenger RNA from Rhodamnia argentea, 2271 nucleotides. RefSeq names its product probable metal-nicotianamine transporter YSL7. Lineage: Eukaryota; Viridiplantae; Streptophyta; Magnoliopsida; Myrtales; Myrtaceae. The transcript is spliced from 6 exons. The record is from RefSeq and is a predicted model, not a curated record. Gene Ontology annotation, cellular component: membrane. Gene Ontology annotation, molecular function: oligopeptide transmembrane transporter activity. The coding region runs from base 1 to 2271 and encodes 756 amino acids.